Dermacentor silvarum is the source of this 849-nucleotide messenger RNA. RefSeq lists its product as uncharacterized. The record is from RefSeq and is a predicted model, not a curated record. NCBI's taxonomy places the organism in Eukaryota, Metazoa, Arthropoda, Arachnida, Ixodida, Ixodidae. The transcript is spliced from 3 exons. Bases 237 to 794 code for a protein of 185 amino acids.
CUGUGCUGCCUUGUGUCCUAAAGAAUGAGAGCCUUCCUUCGGAACAUCCGGAUGCUUCACGAGGAAUGGAUCCACGCCGUUCUGGUUGGUAGGGAUCGAAAAGCCAAAACACGAUGACAAAUGCGAACAGACGCUAAUCUGAGAUGUGCGCGGCUUCUUGAAGGUUUGCGCGCAUCUGGGAUGAAUUUUAGCGCCUGGACGUACUACGUUCUUGAACGAUCACACAGACAUCCUUUAUGGCUUGUCGCUUACGAAAGUUUAUUACUGCGCACUUGCGUGCGCCUGCGGAGCCGUUUGUUAGCGCUUCAAAGCGGCGAGCUCGCCAGCUGCGCCUCCGUAGCAGUAAUGCAUCUUUAAUGGCCGCUACACAGAGUGUCUUCACCGCCGCGCCACUGGCCGCUCUGGCAUUGGCGACGUGCUUGUCGUGGCAACACGCCGCGCCCGCUGACGGUGCCGCUACAAACGCGUCGCGUGUCGUGACUAAGCUGAAAGAAGAAUACUUCAACAAGUACGCAGGUUUGGUGAGCCUCGGCAUCGUCCACGGGUCCGCCCAGAACGCUUACUUCGACGUGCUGCGGAGAAUCGAGUCGAUCACGACUUACUUCGGUAAUGACGCGGUAGUGUGGGCCACGUCCGUCGUUUCUGAGUCAAACUGCAGCACAACGACACCUUUCGCCUUGGAGACGUGCGUUGCGAACAAUAGCAAGCCUUCACGGGCAUGCGUUAUGGCGAUCUACAUCGGGCCUUUGGGAGUUCACCUAUCCACUCAGUACUACCAAUGCACAGAUAGCUAAUACGGAUGACGUUUUGUUCGAUGAAAAAAAUGUUUGAGCUCCUUCUGUAGAUGUA